Molecule: messenger RNA, 282 nt
Organism: Plasmodium gaboni
Lineage: Eukaryota; Apicomplexa; Aconoidasida; Haemosporida; Plasmodiidae
Product: exported protein (PHISTa)
Exons: 2
Source: RefSeq, a predicted model, not a curated record
AUGGAGAGUAAAAAAAAUUGUAUUAUUUUUUCGUUGUAUAGUGAUAAUAAGAACCAAAAAGGAACAUUACGUUAUAUUUCUUUUAAACUCAUUUGCUUAAGUUUAUAUGUAAUUGGAUUUUACUAUGUUUUUAUAAAUACAUCUUUAGAGAACAAGGGCUUACAAAUUGUUAAUAUUAGCAAUGUAUAUGAACGAAAUUUAAGUGAAGCAGAAAAAAAUAGUAACGGUUCACAAAGGAAAAGAAAUUUAAAACUUAAAAAUGAAGAUGUAAAUAAAACAAAA